AUUCUCAAGAAUAUUAGAGGAAAAGCAUAGUAAUAAUAGUCCUAGAUUGCUUUUUUGGGAUGCAAAUUUGCUCUUUUUUUGCUGCAGAAAAGAAUCUUUCUUGAGAAGGAGAAAGAUGCUUUAGUGGUAGAAGUGCUUUUCUAACCAGAAGGUUACAUUUUCUAAGAGUCAGUAUAUGAGCAACAGAUUUAUAUAGCUACAUUGAAAGCAGAUUUUAUAUAUUUGUUUUUUUAAAGAAAUUUUCAAGCCAUUGUCCCAUUCAGAAUUUGUUACCAAAAUGUCUGUCAAAGUCACAUUGUUUGAAUUGGCAGAUCUCUCCAUAGGGACCCCGGAGGUUGGCGUUAUCAAUUUCAAUGCCCUCCAUGCUCUCUUACAUGCUGUCAUCAGCUACCUCAAUAUUCAAGAUAUCAAAGCAGAUGUGAAGAUUGACAGAGGUCCUCCAACCAAACCAGAUAUGGCAUUGCUUUCUGCUGCAACUGAGACAGGACCUAGGGAUUUAUUAGGCCAAGAGGCAUUACCAAAAGAGAAGGAGGAUAAGGAAGGCUUUUUGAGCGAGGAGCCGGAUUCUCGGCUUGCUGACUUGGAAAAGAAACUAAAGCAGAUGGAGACUAAUCUCCGUGGUGUGAAAGGUCAGAUUAAAGGGAUAGAAGGCCAUGUCCAAGGGGUAUUAGGUCAAGUCCAAGAAGUAGAAAAUCAAAUCAGUGGGGUGCAAAAUCAAAUUCAGGGAAUACAAGAUGAAGUCCAUGGAGUGCAAGAUCAAACUCAGGGAGUGCAGGAUAAAGUGAAAAGAAUGGGGAAAGACCUCAUAGGGGUUGAAAAGCAGAUUGCUGGACUGGAGAAGCUUCCUUCAGGGACUGAACUGAUAGAGAAGGCCCAAAGUGGAUUCGGCACAGCUGUAUCUGACAUGUGGCAAAUGAUGCAGAUGCAGAAAAAGAUUGAAGCCAAUGAGAAUGGAAUCAACCAAGUUAUGUCUGUGUUACAAGAUUUAGUGGAUGAAACUAGCCACUGGAAAUCAGCCACAAGCAACUUGGAGGAUGAAGUAAAAAAAAUCAAGGAGCACUUAGCUGUGCUAGAUCCUCGUGGGUUUGAUGAUCGUUUAAAUGUUUGCCUGAGCGAUCAGAGUAGCUUGGAUCACGAUUUGAAAGAUUUAGAGAGAAGGUUAAACCAAUUCCCAUCUCCAGAAGAAAUGGUACGGUGGGGAGUUCUUGAAGAUAUCCUUGUGAAGGGCAAGAGCCCAUCUCCUCAUACAAGUCCAGUCCAACACUCUCCAACUGGUUCAACCUCACCAGAAGGCAAAACUCCAGAAACUCAGCCUGGCACUGCUUUCCAGAGAACAGGCCCAAGCCCACCAACUGGAUUACCAGGGGAUCAGGCAGGAACACUAGGGGCUCCAAGUGGAGCAGCGAUCCCUGGAGCACAGCCAGGCAUUUCUGGGGUUCCAGGACCAUUUGGACCUCAGCUUGGAGCACCUGGGACAUAUCCCGGGGCACCUGGAGCCCGGGCUCCCUUUCCUGGAGCACCUGGCACUUAUGUUGGAGCACCUGGGGCAUAUGCCGGGGCACCUGGAGCCCAGGCUCCCUUUCCUGGAGCACCUGGGGCAUAUGCCGGGGCACCUGGAGCCCAGGCUCCCUUUCCUGAAGCACCUGGGACUUAUCCUGGGGUACCUGGAGCCCAGGCUCCCUUACCUGGGGCAUAUCCUGGGGCACCUGGAGUCCAGCCUCCCUUUCCUGGAGCACCUGGGACCUAUCCUGGAGCACCUAGAGCCCAGGCUCCUUUUCCUGGAGCACCUGGGGCAUAUCCUACAGCCCAGGCUCCCUAUCUUGGACCAUUGGGGGCCCAGGCUCCCUAUCCUGGUAUACCAGGGGCUCAAGCUCUGUAUCCUGGAGUUCCACAGGCCCAGCUUGGAGGUCCUGGAGCCCAGCCUGGAGCUCCUGGAGCCCAAGGCCCUUAUCCUGGGGCACCUGGGGCCCAGCCUGGAGUUCCUGAAGCAGAACCACCCUAUCCUGGAGCACCUGGGACUCAGCCUGAAGUUCCUGGAGACCAACCACCGUAUGCUGGAGCCCAGGCUGGAGUUCCUGGAGACCAACCACCCUAUCCUGGAGCACCUGGGGCCCAGCCCGGAGCUCCUGGGGCCCAGCCCGGAGCACCUGGGGCCCAGCCCGGAGCUCCUGGAGCCCAGGUCCCUUACCCUGGGGUACCUGGAGCCCAGCCUGAAGCUCCUAGAGCCCAACAACCAUACCCUGUAGCACCUGGGGCCAAGCCUGGAGCUCCUGGAGCUGAACCACCCUAUGCUGGAGUACCUGGGGCCCAGCCUGGAGCUCCUGGAGCCCAAGGCCCUUAUCCUGGGGUACCUGGGGCCCAGACUGGAGCCCAACCACCCUAUGCAGGAGCACCCCAGCCUGGAGCUCAAGGCCCUUAUCCUGGGGUAGCUUGGGCCCAGCCUGGAGCUCCUGGGGCCCAAGCACCCUAUGCAGGAGUACCUGGGACCCAGCCUGGAGCUCCUGGAACCCAAGGCCCCUAUCCUGGGGUACCUUGGGUCCAGCCUGGAGCUCCUGGAGCCCAACCACCCUAUGCUGGAGCACCUGGGGCACAGCCUGGAGCUCCUGGGGCACAGCCUGGAGCUCCUGGAGCCCAAAGCCCUUAUCCUGGGGUACCUUGGGUCCAGCCUGAAGCUCCUGGAGCCCAACCACCCUAUGCUGGAGCACCUGGGGCCCAGCCUGGAGCUCCUGGAGCCCAACCGCCCUAUCCUGGACCACCUGGAGCCCAGCCUGGAGCUCCUGGAGCCCAGAUCCCUUAUCCUGAGGUAUCUGGGGCCCAGCCUGGUGGUCCUGGAGCCCAAGUACCCUAUCCAGGAGCACCUGGGGCUCAGCCUGGAGCUCCUGGAGCCCAGACCCCUUAUCCUGAGUUAUCUGGGGUCCAGCCUGGUGGUCCUGGAGCACAAGUACCCUAUCCAGGAGCACCUGGGGCUCAGCCUGGAGCUCCUGGAGCCCAGACCCCUUAUCCUGAGUUAUCUGGGGUCCAGCCUGGAGCUCCUGGAGCCCAGGUCCCUUAUUCUGAGGUAUCUGGGGCCCAGCCUGGAGCUCCUGGAGCCCAACCACUCUAUCCCGGAGCACCUUGGACCCAGCCUGAAGGGCCUGGAGGCCAGGUCUCCUAUCCUGGUGCACCUGGGGCCCAACCUGGAGGUCCUGAAGCCCAAGCACCCUAUCCUGGAGGACAUGGGGCCCAACUGCCCUAUCUGGGAGCCCCUGGGGCCCAGCCCGGAGGUCCUGGAGCCCAACCACCCUAUCCAGGAGCACCCGGGGCCCAGCCUGUAGGUCCUGGAGCCCAAGGCCUUUAUCCUGGGGCCCAGGCUGGAGGUCCCGGAGCCCAAGCACCCUAUCCGGGAGCACCUUGGACCCAGCCUGGAGGGCCUGAAGGCCAAGUCUCCUAUCCUGGUGCACCUGGGGCCCAGCCUGGAGGUCCUGAAGCCCAACCACCCUAUCCAGGAGCACCUGGGGCCCUGCCUGGAGGUCCUGGAGCCCAAGCACCCUAUCCGGGAGCACCUUGGACCCAGCCUGGAGGGCCUGAAGGCCAAAUCUACUAUCCUGGUGCACCUGGGGCCCAGCCUGGAGGUCCUAGAGCCCAACCACCCUAUCUGGGAGCACCUGGGGCCCAGCCUGGUGGUCCUGGGGCACCAGGGGCCCAGCCUGGUGGUCCUGGGGCACCAGGGGCCCAGCCUGGAGGUCCUGGAGCCCAAGGCCCCUAUCCUGGGCCACCUGGAGUCCAGGCUCCAUAUCCUGAGGUAGCUGGAGCUCAAGCUCCGUAUCCUGAGAUUUCAAAGGCUCAACCUGGGGCUCAACCACCCUAUAUUGGGAUACCUGGAGCCUAUCCUGGGGCCCAGAUUCCAUAUCCUGGUGUUCCAGGGACCCAGCCUGGUAUGGCUGGGGCCCAACCUGGAGUUUUUGAAGGCCAACUUCCCUAUCCUGAGGCUCCUGGAGCCCGCCCUGCUGUUUCUGGGGCCGAGCCUGCAAUUCCUGGAGCCCAAUCCCCCUAUUCUGGUGUACCUGGACUCUAUUCUGGGGCACCUGGGGCUCAAGCUCCAUAUUUUGGUGUUCCUAGGGCCCAACCUGGUGCUUCUGAGACUCAACCUGGUGCUCCUGGAGGCCAACCUGGUGCUCCUGGGACUCAACCUGGUGCUCCUGGGGCCCAACCUGGUAUUCCUGGGACUCAACCUGGUGUUCCUGGGGCCCAACCUGGUGCUCCUGGGGCCCAACCUGGUGCUCCUGGGGCCCAACCUGGUGCUCCUGGGGCCCAACCUGGUGCUCCUGGGACUGAGGCAGAGUAUUUUGGUGCCCCUUGGGUUCAGCCAGUCUAUCCUGGAGCAUUAACUGGGACACAACCUGGAUAUCCUGGCGCCCCUGGAUUCUAUCCCGGAGCCCCAACUGGAUAUCCUGGCCAGCCUGGAGGGCCUGGGCUUUUUCCACCUGGAUAUCAACCUCCUGCUUUACCUGCUGCACCAGCAGGCCAAUUGACUGUGCCCCCUAUGCUAGGGGUUGGAGUUGCACCCCUCUUACCCUCCACCACUCCUGUGGGAUAUUCUGAGACUCCCUCUGCUUUGACCAAUUUGGCUCCAACUCGCUAUGCGGAGACGCUGGAUGCCCUGCGCUCCCUUUCCCAGCUGAAUGACCUCUACCAAACUCUCAGAGACCAGAUCGCCAUGCUGGACUACUACAAAUGUGGCCAUUCUGAUCUCCGCAGGCUACAGGACUUCCUCACCGAUGCACUUUAUAAGACCUUUGCUACCAUCCCACCUAAUCUGUCAGAAAAACUUGAUGCUAUGCGUUCCUUGGAAGAAGACUUCAAAUCUGAGAAAGAGGUGUUAAGGAGGAUUCAGAAUGCAAUUGAAGGAGAACCGCUGGGAGGAGAAGAGGUAGAAAAAAUAGAGGGAGCUAAUCAAAUCACCUUGCAAGUUGGUUAUCUCAGAGCAACAGUGCAAGAUAUAGAGAAAGAGCUAAAGGAACUGAGACAGAAACAAGAUAUGGGGAAAGCCAAAUUGGAGCAGUCGAUGACAGACAAUGCCUAUUACCUCCAGGAGCAGUUAGACAAGCUUAGAUCUGUCAUAGAGAACAUGAUGUCAUCCUCGUCAACUUUGCUGUCCAUGAGCAUGCCACCCACCCCAGAGUCUGGUGCAGCUCAAGUCCAAGGCACGUGUGCAGCCUGCAGCUUAGAUGUCAGUGAGAAGGUUAGCCAGUUGUUCAAGCGCUACGAGCAGUUACAGGACUCGGUCAACAACUUCAUGUUGAGGCAGGCAGAAAGCAAAACGAAGAAACCCAAGCAACGUCAGGAUGAAGAGGUGCUCAACCAAAUCCAGAGUACUAUCCUGCAAGUCCAAGAAGAUUGUGAGAAGCUGAAUGCCACUACUGGCAAUCUUGUUGAAGAUCAUCACCAGAAACAGAAAGAGAUCAGUGCAUUGUACAAAUCACUGGAGAAACUGGAAAAUGAAAAAGUUGACAAAGAUUCCCUAGAGACGGAAAUCCAUGUGAAAGCAGAUAAGACUGCCCUUGCAGCAAAGGUCAGUCGUACCCAGUUUGAUGCCACCACAGAACAGCUACAUAAGAUGAUGCAGGAACUGCUCAAUAAGAUGGUUGGGCAAGAACAAGACUGGCAGAAAAUGCUGGACAAACUCUUGAUUGAAAUGGACUCCAAGCUGGACCGCUUGGAACUGGAUCCCUUCAGGCAGCAGUUGGAAGAUCGUUGGAAAGAUAUUCGGAAACAGUUGAAGCAAAGAGUUCCACAAGAUGAAGGCGAUGAGGCUGCAGGGAUCAGAAGGAGACUCCUGGCUCACUUCCACUGCAUUUCUUGUGACCGACCCUUAGAGAUGGUGGUGCCCGGCCCGCGAAUUACGACUCUCCCAGCUGUUCCAGGUUUACCUGCUCAUCAAUCCCUCCGGCCGUAUAUGGUUUAUGAAAUGGAACAAAUCAGGCAACUGAACCGCAACAAUUUGAAAUUAGGACCGGGUGUUCGUUUUGAUGCCCUGGAGAAGAGUGCUAGUCUGAACAAGUUACGGCGCAUCCAUUCCAAGAUGCUCAUGGACAUACAGAAGGUGCAGAGUCAUUAUGGCGGAGCUGCCAGGGUCAACGCUCAGAUGAUCAGGGAAGCCCUUCAGUCCCAGUAUCUUGGCUCAAACCCUUUUGGCAAACGAGAGAGACUUCCGGAGGCUGACUUUAGCUUCAUGAAUGUACCUCGGCACUGUGGAGGCAGCCAUACCCUCACCCAUCCAUUCAGACGCUAUGUGAAACUACAACAGUUCAGCCAGAGUAUUCCCCCUGUCCAACCAGAUGAAAGCCCCAUGCUGGCAGUGAUGAAGCACGAAGAAGUAGAUAUACUGGGUCUUGAUGGUCAUAUUUACAAAGGACGUAUGGAUACACAUCUUCCAUCAAUAACUGGAAAAGAAUAUGUCCCAAGAACAAGAAGCAAGCUCCUUCGGUCUUCCUCACAAAGGCAGCAGCAUCCCAUGCUCAGUGACCUGGCCAACCUCCCUGCUCGCCCCCAAACUGCAAAAGUGUCUAUGGGCAGCAUGUCAGCUAAAUCAAUAACAGACAAGUCUGCCUCUCCGUUAAGGAACUCGGAAGAGCCUGGAAAUUUGGACAGAGAAACAAUUGAGGUCCGAAUGACGAUUGCCUCGAGACAACGGUCUGAUGAACAGUCUACCUAACCCAAGAGGAUUCAGUUUUGCACUUGCAUAGAAGAAUGUGGUUCUCACUGAUGAAGCCAGACAAUAAAGAGUAUUCUAAAGGAGAAGGGUGGAGUCUUCUGCUGCCAUGGAGCCUUGGCCCUCUGGCUAUGCCCAUAGUGUUUGCAGUCUCUGCUGUUUCCUAUAGUGAUG
This is a messenger RNA of Thamnophis elegans (Western terrestrial garter snake), 6865 nucleotides long. RefSeq names its product glutamine rich 2 (gene QRICH2). Lineage: Eukaryota; Metazoa; Chordata; Lepidosauria; Squamata; Natricidae. The record is from RefSeq and is a predicted model, not a curated record. The transcript is spliced from 20 exons. The coding region runs from base 278 to 6694 and encodes 2138 amino acids.